Molecule: messenger RNA, 5897 nt
Organism: Mizuhopecten yessoensis (Yesso scallop)
Lineage: Eukaryota; Metazoa; Mollusca; Bivalvia; Pectinida; Pectinidae
Product: sodium/potassium-transporting ATPase subunit alpha-like
Exons: 19
Coding region: 70-3165 (1031 amino acids)
Biological process (GO): intracellular sodium ion homeostasis; intracellular potassium ion homeostasis; proton transmembrane transport
Cellular component (GO): membrane
Molecular function (GO): ATP hydrolysis activity; ATP binding; P-type sodium:potassium-exchanging transporter activity
Source: RefSeq, a predicted model, not a curated record
ACGUAAUUUACAAGAAUACGUUUGAUUGGUCGACUACAGAGCCCUCUUUCAGUGACCGACAGAAGAGAGAUGGCGUCGUCCAAGGUGAAAGCUUCACAACAGCCUCGGGCUGACAGCUACCGAGUAGCUAUCACACCAGGUGGGGAAGAUGUCAAGAAAAGCAAGAAAAAGAGGAAGAAGGAGAACUUGGAUGAGCUCAAACAGGAGCUUGAAAUGGACGAGCACAAGAUCCCAAUUGAAGAGCUGUAUGAAAGGCUUGGCUCUGAUCCAAACAAUGGUUUGACCACUGAGAGAGCUGCUAUGGUUUUGGCCAGAGAUGGCCCCAAUGAGCUGACACCACCCCCUACUACACCUGAAUGGGUCAAGUUUUGUAAACAGUUGUUCGGCGGUUUCUCCAUGCUUCUGUGGAUUGGAGCCAUCCUCUGUUUCAUCGCGUACUCCAUCCAAGCCAGUCAGUAUGACGACCCUCCAGGUGAUAACUUGUACCUUGGAAUUGUGUUGACCGGUGUCGUCGUUGUUACUGGAUGUUUCUCAUACUACCAAGAAGCCAAGAGUUCCAAGAUCAUGGAUUCCUUCAAGAGCAUGGUCCCUCAGUUUGCCCUGGUGACACGAAGUGGAGUGAAAAUUGACACCAAAGCCGAAAAUCUUGUGGUGGGUGAUGUCAUUGACGUGAAGUUUGGGGAUCGUGUGCCAGCAGAUGUCCGUGUUAUAUCCGCACAAGGAUUUAAGGUUGAUAACUCUUCCCUGACUGGAGAAUCUGAACCAUGUUCCCGCUCAGCUGACUUCACCAAUGAAAACCCACUUGAAACAAGAAAUCUUGCUUUCUUUUCCACAAAUGCUGUUGAAGGUAUAUGUCGUGGCAUUGUUGUGAAGACCGGAGAUAAAACUGUGAUGGGACGUAUUGCCAAUCUUGCCUCAGGUCUCGAGGUUGGAGAGACUCCCAUUGCAAAGGAAAUUGGCCAUUUCAUCCACCUCAUCACCGGUGUCGCUGUGUUCCUCGGCGUCUCCUUCUUCAUCAUUGCUUUCAUCCUCGGAUACUUCUGGCUUGAUGCUGUCAUUUUCUUGAUCGGUAUCAUUGUAGCUAAUGUGCCCGAAGGUCUCCUCGCUACUGUUACAGUGUGCUUGACUCUGACUGCCAAACGUAUGGCCCUUAAGAACUGUCUUGUGAAGAAUCUUGAGGCUGUCGAGACCCUUGGAUCUACUUCCACCAUCUGCUCUGAUAAAACUGGAACACUCACCCAAAACAGAAUGACAGUCGCCCACAUGUGGUUCGACGGACACAUUGUUGAGGCUGACACAAGUGACGAUCAGUCAAAUGCCACCUACGGCGCUGGUGAUGAGACCUGGAUGUCUCUGGCCCGUGUCUCUAUGUUGUGUAACAGGGCUGAGUUCAAAUCUGGCCAAGAAAAUGUACCCGUCUUGAAGAGAGAGUGUAACGGAGAUGCCUCCGAGUCUGCCCUGCUCAAGUGUGUGGAACUGUCUAUUGGCGAUGUGACUGGCUUCCGUCACAGGAACAAGAAAAUCUGUGAAAUCCCCUUCAACUCCUCCAACAAAUACCAGGUGUCUGUUCACGAGACAGAGAUCCCUGAUGAUCCUCGCUACUUGUUGGUGAUGAAGGGAGCUCCUGAAAGGAUUCUGGACCGAUGCUCAACUGUCUUGUUCAAUGGCAAGGAUAUCGCAUUGGAUGACAACUUCAGGACUGCCUUCAAUGCUGCUUACAUGGAGUUGGGAGGUCUUGGAGAACGUGUCUUAGGUUUCUGUGACCAUUUCCUUCCCACGGACCAGUUCCAGCCAGGAUACCCCUUUGACAGUGAGGAGGAAAACUUCCCUCUGACUGGGCUCCGUUUUGUCGGCCUCUUGUCCAUGAUUGAUCCCCCUAGGGCCGCUGUACCUGAUGCUGUUGGAAAAUGCAGAAGUGCUGGAAUCAAGGUUAUCAUGGUUACUGGUGAUCAUCCUAUCACAGCCAAGGCUAUCGCUAAGGGUGUCGGUAUCAUCUCCGACGGCAGCAAGACUGUAGAGGACAUCGCAGCUGAGCGUGGAAUCAGCGUUGAGGAUGUUGACCCCAGAGAUGCUCGCGCAGCUGUCAUCCACGGAGCUGACCUCAGGGACAUGACCCCAGCCCAGAUUGAUGAAAUCCUCCGAGACCAUCCUGAGAUUGUGUUUGCCAGAACUUCACCACAACAGAAGCUGAUUAUUGUGGAGGGUUGCCAAAGGCAGGGACAGAUCGUGGCGGUCACUGGUGAUGGUGUCAAUGAUUCUCCCGCUCUCAAAAAGGCUGAUAUCGGUGUUGCUAUGGGCAUUGCUGGAAGUGACGUGAGCAAACAGGCUGCUGACAUGAUCUUGUUGGAUGACAACUUUGCGUCCAUUGUUACAGGAGUAGAAGAGGGCCGUCUGAUCUUUGACAAUCUGAAGAAGUCUAUUGCCUACACCCUUACAUCUAACAUCCCCGAGAUCAGCCCCUUCCUGUUCUUCAUCCUCCUCGAUAUCCCUCUGCCCCUCGGAACCAUCACCAUCCUGUGUAUUGACCUGGGAACUGACAUGGUACCCGCUAUCUCACUGGCCUAUGAAGGACCCGAGAGUGACAUCAUGAAGAGACAGCCCCGUGAUCCUGUUAAGGAUAAACUAGUCAAUGAAAGAUUGAUCAGUAUGGCCUAUGGACAGAUUGGUAUGAUCCAGGCCUCUGCCGGAUUCUUUGUCUACUUUGUCAUCCAUAGUGAGAAUGGUUUCUGGAUCAGCAAGCUUCUGGGUAUACGUGAACAGUGGGACGCCCAGGCUGUCAAUGAUUUGCAGGAUUCCUAUGGACAGGAAUGGACCUACGACCAGCGGAAGACUCUGGAGUACACCUGUCACACCGCUUUCUUCGUGUCCAUUGUGGUGGUCCAGUGGGCCGAUCUCAUCAUCUGUAAAACAAGGAGGCUUUCUCUGUUCCAACAGGGAAUGAAAAAUCACCAUCUUACAUUUGGGCUGUUCUUUGAGACAGCACUGGCUGCAUUCCUUACAUAUUGCCCAGGUCUUGAUCAGGGUCUCCGUAUGCAAAAUCUUCGGUGGACUUGGUGGUUCCCCGCUAUGCCAUUCAGUUUGGCCAUCUUUAUUUAUGAUGAAAGCAGAAAGACCAUCAUCAGGCGAAGCCCAGGCGGAUUUGUGGAACGGGAAACCUAUUAUUAACAAAAAGACAAACUUAGAUUUUUUCAAUUGUAUAAAGAAUUUUCAAUUUAAUGGAAUGUGUUUAUAUAAAAUGAUGUAGAUUCGGUCUGGUAUCGGCAACAACAUCUCAUGAGAAGUGAUUGUAGAUAUGUACUGUUGGGCUUGGUGGUGACGUGAUCUCCGUCAGGAAGGCCCGCCGCAAUUGGUGAAAGCAAAAUCUUUUAAUAGAAAAUUUUGUAUCAGUUUGUGACAUGAAGAAGAUCGAGAUGGACAAAACGAUGUAACUAUCUUUGUACAUUAAUAUUAUCAUAUUGCCAUAAUAUCACAGGAUGUAAGGAAUAAAGAUGACAGAUUCUGUUUGAUUUGGUUUAUAGUGAAACAAAUAACAAUAUUUGCACUGAAAUAGGCCGACGAUAACCUGAGGCUUGAAUUGGAUCUAGGAGAUAUGUAUGUGCCCGUAUGUGUUGUCGUGUAGGUGUUUUUGUAUGGGUGUUUGGUCCCUGUGCUGGACAGUUUGUGGCGUCGACUUAAGUGAAACCAUAUGAUUUUAAAACUUGUUUUUAUUACUUCUACUCCGAUUCAUUUUACAUAUACUACAUUGUUAUACAUUAUGAAAAUUAUUUCAAGAAAGGACACAAUAUAUUCAUUCAUGCCUCUAUAGGUAAAACAUCUGAAUUUCCCAUGUUUCCAGUGUUUGUAGUGUGAAUUUGCAUUUAUAGAAGCAAAAGGUCUGAAUACCUGGGAAUAUGUUGCAAUAAUUUAUCAAAAUGAAUCAAAAUAAAACGGCGUUAUACCCUUUUGAUUGUGUUAAGCUAAUUUUAGGGGUUGUCUGAAAAGAAUUUAUAAGAUCUGAUUAUGUAAAGGAAAUAUAUUUGCCGGAAGCCACGGGCAGAAUAACGGAAACCAAAGCUGUCCUUUUGUUUUUAUAUCGAAAGAUUUUAAUACCGUUUUUUAAAUUAAUUUCUACUUAUUGUUUUAUGUACUGCAGAUUUAGCAAAGGUUGUAGGGCAACUGAUUAGGAGUGUGGUUAGACAGUCAUAACAUUUUAUAAUGGGAACAAUAAACACCUGGAACAGGUCGACCUAGAGUUGUGUUCAUUGCAGUAUUAGAGUUAUCUUUCCUUGCAGGAUGUCUUUGAUAAUGUAAUGUUUAAUAUUCGACCUUUGUUGAUUUUCUGCAAUUUCUUUUUUUUUUAGUUGUGUUAAAAUCGCUUAAUGAAAAUUUUGCACGUAGAGAAACCUAGCGUAAAUUUUGUACAGAUGUAGAGGAAAAAUAUAUAAAAAAAAAAUGGUCUGGUCCCCGUUUCACCCAGGAAUCUUGCUUCUUGCGUCGUUUGCAGAACCAUAUUGACACUUGUCAUUGCAAGUUUGUUUUGUCAAAUGGGGAUCUGGUUUGUUAGGUAGAGAUUUUUAAAUGCAUUUAUCGUGAUAUAUUUUUCAAGGUUAACAUUUAUUUGUUAAACAUAUUUGGUUGAGAUUGCACUGAGAUGCUCUUUUUGGGAUAUUUGCAGUGAAAUGUUAAGGUCGAUAUUUGCAGUGGAUAUCCACGAGAAGAUUUGCCUUCAACUUUUCACAUGGAUAUUUGCAGUAAAAUGUUUAUACUGUUCGAUGUGUAUGUGAAGAUUUAGUCAAAUGCUCCUGUGGAUAUUUGCAUUACCAUAUAUAUAUAACACAAGAAUGCAUAUGUUGUGAAUUGUUUAUGUAUUUGUGUUGCUAUUCAUCUUUGCUCAUACCUUCUGUCCUAGAUGAUAUAGAGACCUAGGCAUACAUCAAGUAUACGCAACAGAAAGUGGACGAGCUACAUUCCAAGAUAUGGUACCUCUUAUGUAUGUCAAGGCCAAUAACUCCGUACCAAUAUUUAGGCAUAAUAAUAAUAAUAAUAUAUAACCAAGCAAUACAUUUUUCAUUAAAUUGAAAAGAAAGAAAUCAGGAAAGCUAUUGUUUUAAUUGUUUUUGUUUCUUUUUUUCUUAAUUUUUUUUUUGCUGUUGAUAUUUUUAAUUGAAAACUUUUGUGCAAAAUAAGUCAUCUUGCCUGAAAGUCUGGGAGAGUUCUGAUUAGACUUCUAUACAAGUCCGUUAUGAAAGUAGGAUUUUUUGUUAUUUUCUGCAUUAUUACUAUAAGGACUCGAUUAGGACAUCCCGUAAAUGGUGGUGUAGAGAUUUUUAUCAUGGGGAUACACAGAAAAUUAUAUUACCAGAUGUAUAAUUAAACGUGGGUCUUUUGUCUUAUGAACAUUCACUAUUCAAUUGCCAAAGGUAUAAAUAUUGUCAAGUUGAACAACUUAUAGCUGUACCAAUAACACUAGACCAAAGUGAGUUACAAAGGCCUGGGUAGUUGGUGUGGAUUCCUCUGCUUCCUAGGGCGUUUCUGACGAUGUUGAAUUUAAACUCUGUUAAAUAUGCAUGUUGUGAUUGACCUACAGCUUGUCUUACCACAUUUUUUGAACUAGAACAGGUCACUUGCGCAAUCAUUCCUUAACCUGUCCUUUGUGUUGUUUUGUAUGACCUAUGACCUUUACAUCAAGGUCAAGUCAUUGAGUGAUUGACCUUUGACCUGUGCUGUGAUACUGAGUCGGAUGACCUGGGUGUCUGGAGUUGUGUUAUUUAGUCAGAACGGUCACUAGUGAAGUCAGAUUAGUGCGGAGACCUUUUUUUCCUUCGGACGUCUUUCAUUUCUUUGUGUAUUGGAAUUCUCACGCCAUAACAGAUAACUGACACCUGAAACUUUGAUGAAAUAAACCUUUUAGAUCUAAA